AUGUUUGGACGUCUAGGUGAUGCGGACGAGAAGUCCGAGAAGUCGAAGGAGCCGCCAAAGACUGCUCUGCAGUCCGCGGAAAAAACCAUGAAGCCGAAGGAGCCGCCAAAGACUGCUCUGCAGUCCGCGGAAACAACUAAGAAGUCCGAGGAGUCUGCUUUUAAGCAGCCGGCCCCGUCAACAUCACGGGAGGCAGUUGUACGUCUUACACGGCUACCAGUGUCAACGACACUGAGGGACACAGAAGGAUUUGAGAGAUCUACCAGGAGUCGCAGUUCAUCUUGCUCAUCUCAGAUGACUGUAGAUUCUUGUAUAUCGGACUUGACCGGGCGUAAACGUCCUCGCUCUUCGGAACGAAUAUUAUCGGAUGAGUCAGACGACUCUGGUGAGAUCACCACAACUCCGGCAAAGGUGCUAGCUGGAGAAAAACGUGGUAGAGGCCGCCCCCCAACCACUGGCCAGUAUAUUGGAGUGGGCAGAAUAAGAGCUGAGGCAAAAGCGGCCAGGGAGCUUCAAGAGAUGCUCGACACAGAUGAGGAGUCUGCGAAAACGGCUCCAAAAGUGAGACCACCGCAAAGGCCGAGAGACAGUCUCGACGACCCACCGGAAGAGGAUGUAGAUAAGAUGGCGACAUGCGAAGUGCUCCAGCGGGGCAUGGACGGUGUCGCGGCUGUUCUAGAAGUCGCUGCGAAGUCGGGCAACCUGAAAGGGACCUCUAUUAAAGCCCUUAAGGACGCAGCGUCUCUAAUUACAAAAAUGCUGGGAGGACUAUAUGAGCGCAACACAAGUGAGGAUGCGAAGUUGUUAGAGAGCCGCUUCCAAACAACUGCGACGGAGCUCAAACGCGCCAACGUUGAAAUUUCCCGGAUCUCCGCAGAAAACACCAAACUGCGUGAGGACUUAGGGGGUCUGCGACGAGAGCUUGAGCUUGUCCGUGAGGAGCUCAAACGGACUAAGAAUGUUUCCUCGGGGACUGCCGGUCGGGAGCGUUGUCCGACCACCGUGGGUGACAUGUCCGUGGAAGAGCUCCGGCGGCUUAUCAUAGACCAGACAGGCACGAUGAUGAGCGCCCGCAUUGAAGGGCUUGCCCGUCGGUUGCCGCCGGAGGAACGAUUGAGACCGCCACUUGAGGCCGAUAAAAGGAGAGUACAAGCAGGGAGCUCAAAUGAACCCAUUGCUGGACCGUCGACUGAUGCCCCUAUCUCAUCAAAGGGGCGUAAGUCGAAAAAGAAGGAGGCGAGAAGAGCGAGGACCAACGCUCAACAAACAACGCAACCUGCUCCUCCCACCCCCCCCUCUGCUGAGGAGGGCUGGGCGACAGUUACUAAGCGGGGAACAAAAACAAAAACUGCGCCGAAGGGUCACCCUCAAACAUCUAAGGGGCCCGCGAUUAAGGAAACGGUACAAAAACCUAAAAAGAAGGUCAGACUCCGCCCGCCUAAAUCAGGUGCUGUAGUACUUAAACUGCGACCUGAGGCAAUAGAACAAGGCGUGAGCUACUUGGAAGUGCUAACGGGAUGUAAGGGAAAAAUUGACCCAAACAUAACUCGGGGCGGCUUCAAAUACCGAGCGGCGGCCACUGGUGCCCGCCUCAUCGAGGUGGCUGGUGAAGACAUUGAAGAACGGACGGAGAAGCUGCUUGAGCGCAUGAGAGAGUUAGUCGAUCCGGAGAUUGCUGAGGUAUCGCGGCCGAUGAAAACGGCCGCAUUUCGCAUAUCUGGCUUAGAUGAUGCGGUGGAGGCGGCAGACAUACGAGAUGCCGUCUCCAAACAAGGGGGAUGCCAGCCUGACACGGUGGUAGUCAGCGAGAUUCGUCAGAGUAGACGCGGCAUGGGCACUGCAGUAGUAAGGUGUCCAGUGACUGCCGCCAAAAAGCUGACGGAGGACGGCAGAAAGCGUCUCUUGGUGGGAUUUGUCUCGGCGGCUAUCAACAUCUUGCCGCCGAAACCACUGCGGUGUUUUAAAUGCCAUGAGGUGGGCCAUGUGGUAGCAAAGUGCGACCGAGUCGACCGGAGUGCCUUGUGCCUCCGAUGCGGAGGCCCCAACCAUAAGGCCAGAGAAUGCACCGCCGCUCCACACUGCAUGGUGUGUGCGGCGGCUGGAGCACCGUCAAACCACGUGCUGGGGGGCAAGUCAUGCAAGCCCCCCCAAAGGCCAAAACGUAAGGUGACCUCCGGGCCAGCCGAGACCUCGACUCAGAUGUCACAGGCUGAAGCCAUGGAGACUGCCGUCACUGGACGACAGCACGAUGACUGUGGGGAGAGCGAGAGAGGGCAGAUGGCCUAG
This is a messenger RNA of Diatraea saccharalis (sugarcane borer), 2286 nucleotides long. The record is from the annotation of a GenBank genome assembly. Lineage: Eukaryota; Metazoa; Arthropoda; Insecta; Lepidoptera; Crambidae.